Molecule: messenger RNA, 1290 nt
Organism: Pistacia vera
Lineage: Eukaryota; Viridiplantae; Streptophyta; Magnoliopsida; Sapindales; Anacardiaceae
Exons: 1
Coding region: 476-1003 (175 amino acids)
Source: RefSeq, a predicted model, not a curated record
UGGAGCUAAUUUUCAGGGGAGAAAAAAAGAAAAAGAUUUUGAUUCAAAACUUAGGUAGGAGUAAAUCAAAAGUAAUUUUAAUGAUAAAAGGGGAAGCAAUAUAAUGUCAUAAUCAUCAUGAAUCUUUGAAUGGAUUUCGGAGUGCUAUUGGUAUCUUUUUUUUCCUUCCCAAACAAACGAGGGUAAAGUCAAUUGGUAGCAUUUUAUUUAUUUCUGUUACCAUCACUUCUUUAUCACUGUCUGCUAAAUGUUGAAAUUUGGGAGGGUUGUUAGGGACCUACCAAUUUCUUUAGUGAAAUCCUUAGGCAAGGUAUAUCUCAUAUGGCUCAACCCUUCAUAUACGUUUCAUGGAUUCCAAUACAUCAGGAUUUUAUAUACCAUCUGAUCUUCCUAUUGAGUGGACCAAACCUGAUGAUGACACCCUUUGACACUAUUGAUGCCGUGAGUCUAUAAAUGGACUAGAAAUAGUAGUGAAAUGAUCUCUAAUUACAGAAUGCAUCUGCUUGGAAAGCUGAAGGUGACCAAAAACAUUGAGUCUUAUACAGGGAAAAUUCCAGGAUUUGGUAUUUUUCCUUUCGGUGGGUGCUUUGAUGGGUGUCGUGAUCACACUCAGGCUUCAGGAUUUGGCACAAGAAUCUGGAACCUGAGUGACAGGCCUGUGGAAUUGCAAAUAAGGGUGGGAUCAAUACUCAAAAAGGUUCAUACACUGAAGCCUGGUUCUUCAAAAAGGCUGAAAUGCAAGAGCAUAUACAAGGCUCAUAUGCCGGGUAAGAGUGGGAGCUCGAGUGCUCACAGCGGUACGAAGAGCUUUUUAUAUUACUAUGAUGAGACUUGUCACCCUUAUAUUUGGAUAAAUGACACUGGUUGUGAUUCAUUAAGGAUGGUAAAGCAACAGUAUAUCAGUCUGGAGGACCUGAGGGAUUAUUCUGAGAUCAGAAUUUUCAGGGAUCAUCAAAGAGGCUGUGUAUCAGUUCGCAAAAAACCAAGGCCGGAUUUUUGCUGAACUCUUGUUUGUUAUUUAUUUAUUUUGGUAAAGGAAUUGAUGGGUUGUUUUUUUUUUUUUCUUCCCUUUUUAACUUCUUCAACCUUUGAUCUUAAUUUGGUUUGCCUUUGCCAUUAUGCAGUAUUGUAGCUAGUAUUAGCUUUUGGAUCUGUUUUUCACAGUUUAGUCCAAUUAUCUGGAAACACUUUAUAUGCUAUAUAUUGGAAUUGGACUAUCAUAUUGUGUUUGUAACCAUUUUUGACAGAGUUUUGACUGUUGAAAAUGGAAGUGAUUAAGUUACAUUUUUG